Messenger RNA from Lathyrus sativus (Indian pea), 2190 nucleotides. The record is from the annotation of a GenBank genome assembly. NCBI's taxonomy places the organism in Eukaryota, Viridiplantae, Streptophyta, Magnoliopsida, Fabales, Fabaceae.
AUGGAUGAUGAUAUAGAUUUUGAGUUUUUUCUCCACACAUGGAGUACGAAGAAUCCAACGGAUCGUAUUUUCAUUAUAUCUUGCUUAGUUGCUGCCCUGGUUGGAAUUUUGACCAUCUUCUAUACGGCUUUUCAGUGGAGGAGAAACAUUAAUCUUAGUUGGAUGAAAGCUAUAGCUAGAUCUAAGAAAAACCCAAAGGCAAAGCAUAAAGUUCCUGUGGCUCCUCAUACUUGGGAUCUAGAAUCGGUAUCUCGUGUAAAGAAUUCAAACUGCUGUGUAUGCUUCAAAUCAAUAUCACCCUCUCAAACUCUAGGUCCUAUAGUAGCUUCAGACAGUUUUAUCCACCGGUGCUGUAUUUGUGGUGCAGUAGCUCAUCUAAGUUGUUCUUCUAGUGCACACAAGGACUGUAAGUGUGUUUCUAUGAUUGGAUUUGAGCACGUCUUACACCAGUGGGCUGUUCGUUGGACAGAUGUAGCUGACCAGCCUGAUGAACCUACUUUCUGUAGUUACUGUGAAGAGACGUGUGGUGGGACCUUCCUCAGUGGUUCCCCUAUAUGGUACUGCUUGUGGUGCCAACGUUUAGUACACGUUGAUUGUCAUGGUUCAAUGUCUAAUGAAACGGGCGAUAUAUGUGAUCUGGGCCCUUUUAAAAGAUUAAUACUGUCUCCUCGGCAUGUGAAGGAAUUCAAUCGGAACUUGCCAGGUAGUUUUCUUAGCUCAAUUACCCAUGGUGCAAAUGAGAUAGCAUCUUCAGUUCGAGCAAGUAUUAGGAGCCAGAGCAAAAAGUACAAACAUGGAAGUGAAACACAGGUUGAAUCUGGGAAUAGUGGGAGCACUGGUGAAAUAUCCACAGAAAGCACUGCUGAUUCUCAUCAAAUAGCUAAUGGUCAUCAUAUAAUAGAGGAAAAAAAUAUUGUUGCAUCAAAUGAAGAGGUUCAACAACAAGAUAGUGAAGUAGAUAAUAAGAUGGACAGAAAACCCAGUUUCAGGCGCAAUUCAUCUAUAAAUCAGAAGGAGGACUCCCAGGUGUCAGGAGUGAAACAGAAUUAUGAGUUGACUGGUUUGCCUCCAGAUGCAAGACCAUUGCUAGUUUUUAUAAACAAAAAGAGCGGGGCCCAGCGAGGAGACUCACUUAGGCUGCGUCUGAAUAUUCUCUUAAAUCCUGUUCAGGUAUUUGAAUUGAGCUCAUCGCAGGGGCCAGAGAUGGGACUUUAUUUAUUUAGAAAGGUGCCUCACUUCAGAGUUCUUGUAUGUGGCGGAGAUGGUACUGUUGGUUGGGUUCUGAAUGCAAUAGAAAAACAAAAUUUUGAUUCCCCUCCCCCAGUUGCCAUUCUUCCCGCCGGUACUGGAAAUGAUCUCGCUAGAGUUCUCUCUUGGGGAGGUAGCUUGGGUCCAGUAGAGAGGCAAGGGGGCCUUACAACAGUUUUGCAUCAUAUAGAACAUGCUGCGGUUACUAUUCUUGACCGGUGGAAGGUAACAAUCAGUAGCCCACAAGGAAAGCAACAACUCCAACCACCAAAGUUUAUGAAUAAUUAUCUUGGAAUUGGUUGUGAUGCAAAAGUUGCUUUGGACAUCCAUAAUCUGCGAGAGGAAAACCCAGAGAAGUUUUAUAACCAGUUCAUGAAUAAAGUUCUAUAUGCAAGAGAAGGUGCUAAAAGCAUAAUGGAUAGGACAUUUGAGGAUUUCCCUUGGCAGAUUCGUGUUGUGGUGGAUGGAGUUGAAAUUGAGGUCCCUGAGGAUGCUGAAGGGGUUCUUGUUGCAAAUAUUGGAAGCUACAUGGGAGGUGUAGAUUUGUGGCAAAAUGAGGAUGAGAAUUAUGAUAAUUUUGAUCCACAAUCUAUGCACGACAAAAUACUUGAAGUUGUGAGCAUAUCUGGAACAUGGCACCUGGGGAAGCUUCAGGUUGGGCUUUCUCGAGCUCGAAGACUUGCACAAGGACAGUCAAUUAAGAUACAAUUAUUUGCUAAGUUUCCUGUUCAAAUUGAUGGAGAACCUUGGUUUCAGGAACCUUGUACAGUUUCCAUAGCUCAUCAUGGCCAGGCCUUCAUGUUGAAGAGGGCGGCUGAGGAACCUCUUGGUCAUGCAGCAGCAAUGAUCACUGAUGUGCUUGAGAACGCUGAAACCAAUAAUGUAAUUAAUGCUUCACAAAAGCGAGCUCUUCUUCAUGAAAUGGCACUCAGGCUGUCCUAG